UCAACUCGACAAUCGGUAGAGCAGCCGUAGUCGACACAAACUCCUACGGCAACCGACGGCUGAAUCUCGAUCCAUUCAAUUCUUCGAACCCCCACCAAACGCAGCCAGUUAGCUUGCCCCAUUUCAUACCUAGAAAGCGGAAAGUAGGAACCAACCAAGUCUGUCGUUAUUAUACGCCACCGUGGUUUCGAUACAUAGGUAGCUUUCAGCUAUUCUGAUUUCAGAUCAUUGGACUAUUGGACCAUCUACACCAGCGUUUCUUAUCAUGGCGCCUUCAAAUCAGAAUGGUGACCUAAAGCCGACUUCUCCGGACUUCCCCCCAAUCCGAGCAUGCUUGUUUGAUAUGCACGGCCUGCUUAUCAACACCGAAGACUUGUACACACUUUGCUCCAACAUAGUGUUAAAUAAGUAUGGAAGGCCCAACUUACCAGCAUCCGUCAAAGUUCAACUUAUGGGCAUUCCUGGAUCGUCCAACGGCGACGUAUUUCAUAAUUGGGCUCAACUACCUAUCUCAAGGGAACAAUACAAACAGGAGCAGAGCGAACAGCAUAAAAUCUAUUUCCCCCAAUGCCAACCCCUCCCCGGAGUAGAGAAGCUCCUGAAGGACCUGAGGAGCUCGAAAACUACACAGGGGCUCCAAGUUGGAAUUGCCCUUGCUACAAGUAGCGAGAAGAAGAAUUACGAGCUGAAAACGUCGCGUCCCGCAACAAGAGCUGUCUUAGAAACCAUUCCGGCGGAGCACCGAGUUCUAGGGGACGACCCUAGAAUUAAGCAUGGCCGGGGUAAACCCGCUCCUGAUAUUUAUCUCCUUGCUCUCCAGUCCAUCAACUCGUCGCUACCUGAAGGAGUCCCCAAGAUCGAGCCGAAGGAGUGUUUAGUCUUCGAGGACAGCGUACUUGGUGUUGAGGCGGGAAGACGCGCUGGUAUGAGGGUAGUAUGGGUUCCGCAUCCCAACCUAGCUGCCGAGUACCAAGGCAAAGAAAAAGAUGUACUUGCCGGGAGGACGGCACUAUUUCCUAUCGGCAACGACGAGCAACUCGGAGUUGUCGAUGAUGGCUGGGCUGAACGGUUGGCCAGUCUAGAGAAUUUCCCUUACGAGAAGUAUGGCAUCGUUGCCCCCUAGUAAUGAGUCGUACGAUCACAGUCGAUCACAGCAUAGAAGAUCGUUCCAUGUUUGAAGACUAUAUCUCCGCCGGUGUCCGGUGGAAGACGAGCAAAUUCUAUUAAUGUUCUAGAUACCUCAUGAUAAACCGAUAUAUCGAUAGACGAAGAUAUCAAUCAUACAAUUCAUUAAUUCAACACUAUUUUCAAAGAAACAUGUUCCCGCAGCUACAACAACGGGAUUUGUACACCCCUUGAAAUGUCUAGUGUAUGGAAAGAAUUGAGUUUCCGGAGAUUAUUCGUUUGUUCUUCCAAUCGCUGACAAGUACUGAGUAAGGAGUUGGUACAUAGUAACACCUCAGAUAGAAUCAAGCCAUAAUGUCCUGUAAUUGUUUUUGGCUGGGAAAGUUAAAUUUAAAUGUUACUAUUCGGAACACGGCG
Messenger RNA from Annulohypoxylon truncatum, 1542 nucleotides. Its product is annotated as HAD-like protein. Lineage: Eukaryota; Fungi; Ascomycota; Sordariomycetes; Xylariales; Hypoxylaceae. The record is from RefSeq and is a predicted model, not a curated record. Bases 266 to 1123 code for a protein of 285 amino acids. Gene Ontology annotation, molecular function: phosphatase activity. The transcript has a single exon.